Messenger RNA from Brassica napus (rape), 3789 nucleotides. Its product is annotated as germin-like protein subfamily 1 member 11. The transcript is spliced from 2 exons. Bases 2525 to 3187 code for a protein of 220 amino acids. Gene Ontology annotation, cellular component: cell wall. Lineage: Eukaryota; Viridiplantae; Streptophyta; Magnoliopsida; Brassicales; Brassicaceae. The record is from RefSeq and is a predicted model, not a curated record. Gene Ontology annotation, molecular function: manganese ion binding.
GUACGGUUUCGGUUCUCUAAAUACCAAAAUUUUGAACUCAUUCGGAUAUUUAAUCAAUUUCGGUUCGGUUCGGUUCGAUACUACUUUUUCGGAUCGGGUUCGGUUCGAUACUACUUUUUCGGAUCGGGUUCGGUUCCGUUUUUCGGAUUUGAUUUUUUUCCCAGCCCUAACUAAAAUAUUGAUAUGGAAAAAUAAAAAUUAGAGAUACAAUUCAUUUUGAAGACUAAUAAAAAAUAAAUUUCUUUAUAUAUAAAAUUUAUAUAUAUCGUAGUUAUUAAUUUAUGAUUUCAAUACGACUAUAUAUUUAGUUAGGAGUUUUCUAAAUAUUAUUAUCUUAUUAUCUUAUCGAAUUAUAUCAUACUUUAAACACUCCCAACUUGGAACAAAAAGAAUUUAUAAAUUUAUGGUAUUUAUUAAUUUAUGCGUGGGUGAAAGCAUUUUGUGACAAGUUGGUAUUAGCUUGAUGUGGUGGGACUGUUGGUUAUGUUCGGUUCUUGCUGUCAUGGUAUCUUCGUCUCAACCUAACUCGUUAUUUGGGUUCGUCUUUGUGGUUUGUGUUCGAUGUGAAGGUAUCUAGCUACUACAUCUUUCCUUGGUCCUCUGUGGAUAUGGAAUAUGGUUUCUAGACGAAGCAGUUGACAUGUUCUUCAGUUCUUCUCUUGUGAGGAGGUGGGCAGUCUUUGUUAUGUAGGUCACUUUGUUGUCUUGCGAGUGUCCGCGUGUAAGAGCUGGUGGUCUUCUUUGACGUUUUAUCAAGUGGCGUUUCAAGUUCUUUGGCCUUGUACUUUAGAUUUGGUGAGGGAUUUUGGUCAUGCAAGUUUUGGAUGGAUAGUAGCUGCUGGAGUUGUUGUAGAUUUGACCUUGCGAUUGUUUCUGAUGUUGAUGUUCUAGUUUGGCUUGGUGAUGUUCCCUUCAGGGUUGGGAUCGCUCAAUACUUUUGCUCCUUAGUUCAGCUUUAGUGUUACAUUGUUCUAUGGAAAGGUGGUGAGUAAUUAUUGGAUCAUCAGUUCCAGCUCUAGCUCCAUUGUCUCUCUAUAUAUUAUUUGUCUACUGUUUUAAAAUCUAUCGGUUUUUUUGGUUAGUAUCAUGUCUCCCUCUUUUGGGCUAUUGUCUCUGGAGAUUUAUUCAUGUUCCGCCGAUUCAUGUAUUUCACCUUGUAUCUUUUCAAUGAAUGAAAUAAAUUUCUGAGUUAAAAAAACUUUAUAGAUUUUUUAUUGUACUUUUGGAACAAUACUUAGGUUCACUCCCUAUAGUGAAUGUUUAAAUUUACCUCAUCUUUUAUAACCAACCAAAAUGUUAUGUAAGAUUAGUUAAAAAAAAGUAAAAUUUUAAAAUAAAUGGCUGGAAAAAACAAUGUCGGCGUUAGUGCCAUCUGCAAAACCCGAAACUGUAAAACUCUAAAAUCUAAACCUUAAACCCUAAACUUUAAACCCCAAAUCCUAAACCCCAAACUCUAUAUCCUAAACUUUAAACCCUAAAUCCUAAAUCCUAAAUCCUAAAUCCUAAACCCUAAACUCUAAACACUAAACCCAAAACUCUAAACCAUAAACCUUAAACCAUAAAUCAGAAGCUCUAAACUCUAAAUCUUAAAUCCUAAAUUCUAAAUCCAAAAUUUUAAACCAUAAACUAGAACCCUAAUCAAGUGUUUUGGGUUUAUGAUUUAGGGUAGUGUUUAGGGUUUAGAGUUUAAGAUUUAGGUUUAGGAUUUGGAGUUUGAAGUUUAAGUUUUAGGUUUAGGAUUUAGAUUUUAGAUUUUUAAAGUUUCGGGUUUUGCAGACGGUGUUAAUGUCUGUGUUGUUUUUUUAGCUAUUUAUUUUUUGGUUUUAUUACCAUAUUUAACUAAUUGUACAUGGUACUUUAGUUGGUUAUAAAAAGUAAAGUAAAUUUAACCAUUCAACAAAAGGGUAAACCUAAGUAUUAUUCGUACUUUUAUUGUAAUUUUAUGUUAUUUAUAUAAUAGAUGUAAAAACGGUUUCAAAAUACGUGUUUGGAUUGAAAACUGAUAUAUCAAAUUGGUUCUACUAAUAAAAUAUAAAAUUUAAAACAAUAUUUAAUUCUACGGUUUUCAACAAAACCAAAUCAAAACCAACUUUCAUUUUUUUUUUGAACUGAUUCUCAACCAACUUUCAUCUUAGUUACAUUUUGUUUUUGUUUCUCCUUUUCGGUUGCAGUUUUUUUUACCAACCCUAGUUAAGCGUUGAAACAUUGAAUAGCAACCCUACGGAAAGUAGUGGCUGAUCUCCUACGAAACGUAAUGGCUGAUCUUCUAUAGAGAAAUCAAAUGUACGAGUUGUUUAAAAAAAAGAGAAAUCAAAUGUACGAUACCAUCCUUCGGUUAAUAUUUUAUAUGUUUCUUUUUCCUUUUUCUAAAAUACCUCGAUUGUCCAGUAAGAUUCAUUUCAGGAUACCUUCUCGUAGGAUAUAGACUUGAGCAGUCAAUGUACUCAUCUAUAAAAUUAAGCUCAGUGUCUUAUUAUUAGCAGCUUACCUCUCCACAGAAAUCUAAUUCAAAAAGUAUCUGCCGAUGAGGAGUCUUAUAUUUCUCGCAAUUUUAUCUCUCUUGGCUUUAACCUUUCCCGUAUCCAUUGCUUCUGAACCAAGCCCCGUUCAAGACUUUUGUGUCGGCGUAAACACCCCAUCCGAUGGUGUGUUUGUUAACGGAAAGUUUUGCAAAGACCCAAAGCUCGCCACAGUAGACGACUUUUUUUUCACAGGGCUUGACAGGCAAAGAAUCGCAACUAAUGCGGUCGGAACAAAUGUGACACCUGUCUUUGCUGAUAACCUUCCUGGGCUCAACACCCUUGGAAUAGCAUUUGCUCGUGUAGAUUAUGCACCAAACGGGCUGAUCCCACCUCAUACCCAUCCACGUGCUAGCGAGUUCUUGAUUGUCCAAGAAGGAUCGCUUUACGCGGGGUUUGUCUCGUCAGACCAAGACGGAAAUCGUCUAUUCUCCAAAAUACUCAACAAGGGUGAUCUAAUUGUGUUUCCAGUAGGACUCAUCCAUUUCCAUGUCAAUGUGGGACGAGGCCCAGCAGUUGCAUUCACUGCUUUUAAUAGCCAAAACCCAGGUCUCAUCACUAUUGCUAAAACCGUGUUUGGGUCUAACCCGCGGAUAAACCCAAAUGCUCUUGCAAAAGCAUUCCAGUUGGAUCCUAGGAUUGUCAUGAGCCUACAGACCAAAUUCUGAUCAUGGAAUGAAAAAUAUUGAGCUUUUAACUGCUUUCGCUUUCUUUCCGUUGUCUGAAUAAGGAUCAUGUAUUCCAUCACUGCAUCAAUGAAGUGACAUAAAGUCAUAAUGUAAUGCUUACAAAACUACGUCUCCUGUCCACUUCACGUGUCUUAAUUUCCUAUCUAUCAAGAUAUGUAAAGAAUGAAAACAAAAACGAAACAAAUUUUUUUUUUUUUUGGUGUUAAACACAAUUUUUUUUUAAUGUUAAAAAGAAAAUUCGUUUUUAAUUUUAAUAAACAAAUUGUUUCCCACUUUUGAAAAAAAGGAACUAAAAUAGGCCGCGCUCGGUUUUAUAAAUUCUUAGUUAGACCAAAAUAAUCUUUAAUUUAUAUUGGAGUGAUUAACACCACACAUCAUAAUCAUAGUUUGAUUUUGAUGACAACGUGUUAGAUCCUUGUAGCAAACCACAUCAUCUUUUCGUUUUUAAUAGUUAAAUACAUAUAAAUUAAACAUUACAUAAUUCCAUUACAUAUAUAUGUUUAUAAAACAAAAAUAUUACCAAGAUUUAUUUAUAUUAUUAGAAAUUAGUUUGUAUCCGUUCUUUAAAUUUCAAACUAUGA